Auanema sp. JU1783 is the source of this 1557-nucleotide messenger RNA. The record is from the annotation of a GenBank genome assembly. Lineage: Eukaryota; Metazoa; Nematoda; Chromadorea; Rhabditida; Rhabditidae.
AUGAAACUUGUUUUAUUUUUUUGUUUGAUUUCUGUGGUAUUUUCUUAUAAAGUUCUAUUUUACUCUACUCCAAUCGGAUAUAGUCAUACGCAGUUUACAAAGGCCAUGGUCGAUGUUGUUAUUUCGGCUGGUCAUGACGUGACAGUUCUGAUGCCGCUACCUGAUGAGAAAACAAAAAAACUGGUCAGUGCAAAAGCUAAAACUAUAACUGUGGAAUUGCCUCCAAGCAUCAAACAGCGUUUUGCAACUCGCACCCGAGGCUUCUGGGAGGCAAACGCAUUUUUUGGUAACUUGAAAUCACUGCAUAAUGUGAGUAGCAUUCAAUUAGCAUUCUGUGAAUAUUUAUUAGAAAAUCAAAAUCUAUUUAUGGAUAAAUUGAACGAUGACUAUGAUGUAGCUGUGAUGGAUGUGUCUGCUUUUUGUUCUUUUGGUCUAUUCCAAAAAUUGAAAGUAAAAAACUUUGUCAUCACAUCGGCAAUUGGCUUCUUGUCCACUUAUAGCAAUGACUUCCAAGCACCUUUGGUUUACAGCCAUAUGCCAGCUUCUUUACUUUAUUUUACCGAUCGGAUGAGUUUUACUGAAAGACUCAUCAACAUACUAUGGCACACCGGAUCCAGUUUAACUUUCAAGUUUGCCUUCCUCUCAGGAUAUAUAAAACUUUUUGCUAAACAUGGUAUAAACUUCGAUUUAAAUCGUGACAUAAAUGCUAGAACUAAUUAUUACCUAAUGAACUCCCUCGAAACUCUUGAUUAUGCUCGAGCUGCAUCUUCCAAGAUCAAGUACAUUGGUGGAAUCGCAGCUUCAACCUCUGAGACUAUGCCAGAAGAGUUCGAAAAAAUACUCUCAAAAGCAAAGAAGGGAGUUAUAGUAAUCAGCUUUGGGUCGGUAGCUUCAACAUCGGAGAUGCUACCAGAUAUGAGAGAAGCUGUCUUCAAAGCCAUAAGAGCAUAUCCUGAAUACACUUUUGUCUGGCGAGUUGAUCAAAGCGAUAUGAAGUUAUCGGAAAAGUUUUCAAAUCUGAAAACUGUAGCUUGGCUUCCACAAAAGCAACUUCUCAAUGAUCUUCGCGUGAAGCUCUUCAUCAGCCAUGCUGGAAUGAACAGUUUGAUUGAGACAGCAUUAUCAGGAAAAGCUUGUAUUUGGGUUCCAAUAUUUGCCGAUCAGUUCCAGAAUGCUGGAAUGAUGGCUCGUUUCAACUCUUCCAAGAUCUUAUGGAAAACCGAUUUGAAAGGAGACAACGUCAUUAAUACAAUCAAGGAAAUGCUUGGAACUGAUAGCUAUGCCAGGAAUGGAAACAGGCUAUCGGGACUGAUAAAGUCCCAGAAAAUGACAGCAAAGGAUACUCUUUUGGAAGCAAUUGAAAGGACCGCUCAUUUUGGAAAAAUUGAAAGCAUAGAUUUGGCCGGCUACGAUUUGAAUUUCUUCCAAUACUAUUCACUUGAUAUAUUAAUAUUCAUUUUAUCAUUAGCUUGGGCGCUUUUCAAAAUUACAAAAAUGAUCUCAAAAAUGAUCUUUUCGAUGAUAUUCGAGAAGAAGACAAAAGUUAAAAAACAAUAG